GUGGGUGUUCGCGCGCAGCAGGAGGACACACUAACUCGCGUCAGAUCAGUGCGGGUGUCCACAUCCACAGAAGAAGAAGAAGAAGAGGAGGAGAACAUGAUGAACUGCUCCUGGCUGCUGCUGCUGCUGUUCAUGUGUGUCCUGCCAGGCUCUUUGACCCAGGAGCCGGACCAGGCCCAUGGUUGUACUCAUGGCAGUUGUUACCCAGCAACUGGAGACCUGCUGGUGGGCAGAGAGAAGAACUUGAAGGCCUCAUCUACCUGUGGUCUGCGAAGAAAGGAGCCCUACUGCAUCGUCAGUCACCUGCAGGAUGAGAAGAAGUGUUUCCAGUGUGACUCACGGAGGCCCUAUGACCCAGUUUAUAACACCAUCAGUCACCGCAUUGAGAAUGUCAUCACUACCUUCAAACCGCAUCGCAAGAAGUCCUGGUGGCAGUCUGAGAAUGGGAAGUCAGAGGUCACCAUUCAGCUGGACCUGGAGGCAGAGUUCCACUUCACUCAUCUCAUUAUGACCUUCAAGACUUUCCGGCCAGCUGCCAUGCUAAUUGAGCGCUCUGCAGACUUUGGCCGCUCCUGGCAGGUGUACCGAUACUUUGCCUACAACUGUGCCACCGUCUUCCCAGGAGUGUCACAGGGGCCAUUACGCAAAGUGGACGAUGUCAUCUGCGAAUCGCGGUACUCGGACAUCGAACCCUCCACGGAGGGGGAGGUGAUCUACAGAGUUCUAGACCCAGCCAUCCGCAUAGAGGACCCUUACAGUCCCAGUAUUCAGAACCAGCUGAAGAUCACCAACCUUCGUGUGAAUUUCACCAAGCUGCACACACUGGGGGACAACCUACUGGAUUCCCGUGUGGAGAUCAAGGAGAAGUACUACUAUGCUUUGUAUGAGCUGGUGGUGCGUGGGAACUGCUUCUGCUAUGGUCACGCAUCUGAGUGUGCACCCAUUGAAGGCAUCAGAGAUGAUAUUGAAGGCAUGGUGCACGGGAGGUGUGUCUGCAAGCACCACACGAAGGGACUUAACUGUGAGCAGUGUGAUGACUUCUACAAUGACAUACCCUGGAGGCCUGCCAAGGGCAAGAACACCAAUGCCUGCAGGAAGUGCAACUGCAAUGGCCACGCCAACCAGUGCCACUUCGACAUGGCCGUGUACCUGGCCAGUGGGAAAGUGAGCGGUGGCGUGUGUGACAACUGUCUCCACAACACUAUGGGCCGAAACUGCGAGAUGUGCAAGCCGUUCUACUACCAGGACCCUGGAAGGGAUAUCCGAGACCCAGCUGUGUGUGUCCCGUGUAACUGUGACCCUGACGGUUCUUUGAACGGGGGUGUCUGUGAUGCACAUGACAACCCUGCCCUGGGGAUGAUUGCCGGACAGUGCCGCUGCAAAAACCACGUGGAGGGCCCACGUUGUGACAAGUGCAAGUCCGGUUUCUUUGGCCUGAGUGCGAGCAACCCCUAUGGCUGCCAGGUCUGCCAGUGUGACCCCCGGGGCACGGUGUCCGAAGGCCCCCAGUGCGACCCUGUGAGCGGAGAUUGUUUCUGUAAAAGGCUGGUGACCGGGAGGCGCUGCAGUCAGUGCCUGCCAGAACACUGGGCUUUGAGUCACGAUCUGAGCGGCUGCCGAGAGUGUGACUGCGAUGUGGGCGGGGCCACAGACAAUCACUGCUCCAUGGAAACUGGCCAGUGUCGCUGCCGCAGUCACAUGAUGGGGCGCCAGUGCAAUCAAGUGGAAUCUGGCUUCUUUUUCAUGACCCUGGACCACUACACCUAUGAGGCAGAGCUUUCCAAACUGGGCCAGGGCUGCACAGUGGAGGAGAGAGAGAUACAGGUUGGGCUUCCUGUCACCUGGACUGGAACUGGACUUGUUCGGGUUCCUGAGGGAAGCACCCUGGAGUUCUUCAUCAGCAACAUCCCUUACUCAAUGGAGUAUGACCUGUUGAUUCGAUAUGAGCCCCAGUUGCCGCUGGACUGGGAGGAGGUUCGUGUGACGGUGUUGCGGCCGGGUUCAAUCCCCACCAGCAGCCCAUGUGGGAACACCAUCCCUGCAGAUGACAUCCUGUCUGUCUCACUGCCCACUGCAGCAAGGUUUGUUAUGCUACCACAGCCCAUCUGCCUGGAGAGGGGAGUGAGCUAUACCCUGCGCCUAGAGCUCAGCCGCUACUCUGGACGGAGAAAUGUUCCCAACCCCAGCAUUCUGGUGGACUCUAUCUCUCUGCUGCCACGGUACAACUCCAUGGAGAUGUUCAUCGCUGGUGACCCCGCCUCCAUUGCUCGCAAGCAGAGCUUUGAGCGCUACCGCUGCCAUGAGACUGGCAAAGCUGUGUCCCGGCCACAGCUCAGUGAUGUGUGUGCCAAGUUGAUCUCUAGCAUGUCUGCCAUCAUCAACGAUGGAGCGCUGGCUUGCCACUGUGACCCCCAGGGAUCAGUGAGCUCAGAGUGUAACCCUCGUGGGGGUCAGUGUCAGUGUAAACCCAAUGUCAUUGGCCGACGCUGUGACCAGUGUGCUCCGGGAACAUAUGGUUUUGGACCUGCGGGCUGUAAACCAUGCGGCUGCAGCACGGAGGGCUCCCGGAGCCGCUUCUGCGAAAGGCACACCGGGCAGUGCCCGUGCCGGCCCGGUGCCUUCGGCUUACGCUGUGAUGGCUGCCAACACGGGCACUGGGGCUUCCCCAGUUGCAGACCUUGCCAGUGCAACGGGCAUGCCGAGGAGUGUGAGCAGAGCAGUGGCAGGUGCAUCAACUGCAGGGACAACACAGCAGGAGACAAAUGUGAGAGAUGUGCCAGUGGUUACUAUGGCAACCCGGUGCUGGGUUCAGGGAGCCACUGUCGGCCGUGCCCCUGUCCAGAUGGGCCUUCAAGCGGACGCCACUUUGCUGCCUCCUGUUACCAGGACAACCAGAACCGACAGGUGGUGUGCAACUGCAACCAGGGUUACACAGGGAUGGUUAAGCGCUCCAAUGGGAACAUCCAGCGCUCUCGCUGUGACGAGUGUGCCCCUGGUUACUAUGGCAACCCCUCUCAACCUGGCGGACGCUGCCAACCCUGCCAGUGCAGCAACAAUAUUGACCUGACUGACCCGGAGUCGUGUGACCGUCGCACCGGGGAGUGCAGGAAGUGCCUUUACAACACUGAGGGACCUGACUGCGGUGUCUGCAAGAUUGGCUACUAUGGCGACGCCAAGCGACGCAACUGCAGGAAAUGCACCUGUAACUUUCUUGGGACGGAGCGCAGCCAGUGCUCUUCGCGGGAUGACUGUGUGUGCAACCGCAGCACAGGGCAGUGUCACUGUCUGCCCAACAUCAGCGGCCAGACGUGUGACCACUGCAGCCCCAACCACUGGAACAUGCCCAGUGGACGUGGCUGUGAAACGUGCGGCUGUGACCCCAACAAUGCUAUGUCACCUUCCUGCAAUGAGUUCACAGGGCAGUGCCAGUGCCGUGAUGGCUUUGGAGGGAAGACUUGCCAAGACUGCCAGGAGAAUUACUGGGGUGACCCCAAAGUCCAGUGCAGAGCGUGUGACUGCAACCGACUGGGCAUUGAAACAUCGCAGUGUAACCGGCUCACAGGGCACUGCGUGUGCCAACAGGGUGUGUCAGGUGUGCGCUGUGACCAAUGUGCGCGUGGCUUCUCUGGCCAUUUCCCUGACUGCCAGCCAUGCCACCAGUGUUUUGGUGACUGGGACCGCGUGGUCCAGGAUCUGGCUGCCCGCACCAAAGCCUUGACUGCUCGCGCCCGGGAGAUCCAGCUCACCGGCCUGACCGGUGCAUACGAGAAGAGCUUCCGGGAGCUGGAGGAAAAGCUAGCGCAGGUCCAAGGCAUCGUCAAUGCCCGUAACAUCACAGCUGAGGCAGUCACCAGCCUCAUGGCUUUCAUCGAGGACCUGAGGGCCCGCAUCAGUGAAACCACAGACAUACUAAACCGUCUCGAGGGGGACCUGACUGAUGUGCAGGAUGGCAACUACAAGGCCAGCAACCAACUGAGUGCACUGGAGAGGGAGGCAAGGGAGCUCAACCUGACCUCAGACCAGCUGAGCCACCAACUGGACAUCCUGAAGAACUCCAACUUCCUUGGUGCGUAUGACAGUAUCCGCGGCUCUUACAACAAGUCCCGCGAUGCGGAGCGCCGUGCCAAGCAGGCUACCACAGACGUCCCGAGCACCGUGACUCAGUCAGCUGACACGCGUCGUAGGACGGAGCGUCUCAUGGCUCAGAAAAAAGAUGACUUCAACCGUAAGAAUGCUGCCAACAAAAGGGCUUUGGAAGACCUCAGUGCCAAAGCACGGACUCUGGACAUGAAGAAGAUCAACGAGAAGGUAUGUGGCACUCCUGGUGAUCUCCCCUGCGACGAGAGCCCCUGUGGUGGUGCCGGUUGCCGUGACGAUGAUGGAAAUAGGCACUGCGGGGGUCUGAACUGCAACGGUGCAGUGGCGACUGCAGAUAAUGCUCUGGAGAGAGCCAAACAUGCCGAGAAGGAGCUGGACAAAGCCAUGAGUGAGGUGGAGGAACUCUUCCGCAAGGUGGCGGACGCCAAGGCAAAGGCAGAAAAGGCAAAGGGGAAAGCACAGGCAGCCCUGGACAAGGCCAAUAACACUAAGACCAAGGUGGAGCGUUCCAACAAUGACCUCCGUGACCUCAUCAAGCAAAUCCGGGACUUCCUCAUGCAAGAGGGCGCUGACCCAGACAGCAUUGAGAAGGUGGCCAGCCGAGUCCUGGAGCUUUCCAUCCCCGCUUCCCCACAGCAGAUCCGGCACCUGGCGGAUGAGAUCAAAGACAAGGUGAACAGCCUGUCCAAUGUGGACGCCAUCCUGGAACAGACGCACGACGAUGUGCGCAAGGCUGAGCAGCUGUUGCAGGAUGCCAAGAAGGCCAGGAACCGGGCAGAGGGAGUGAAAACUGUGGCAGAAACUGUGAGACGGGCGCUGGAUGAUGCCCGCAAGGCGCAGACCGUCGCAGAGAAGGCCAUACAGCGAGCCAAGAAUGACAUUGGGCAGACGGAGAAUCGGCUGGCACAGAUCCAGUCUGAGACUUCUGCAAGUGAGAAAGACCUGAACAAUGCCGUAGAACUCCUGGGAAACCUCGGGCGGCAGAUCGAAGCCCUGAAGACCAAGCAUGCCAACAACAGCCUGGUAGCAUCGCGAGCCGAGGAAACCGCCACCAUGGCAAGGGAUAAAGCCAACGAGGCCAAGCAGAUUUUGGAUGGGGAGCUGAUGGACAAAUACAGAACAGCCCAGGACCUCGUGGCCCGCAAGGCCAAGACGGUGCAGGAUGCGAAGCGCAGAGCAGAGCGUUUGCGGGAUGAAGCCAAACAGUUGCUGCAGGAUGCACAGAAGAAGCUGCAGAGGCUUGCAGAACUUGAGAAAAAUUAUGAGAACAAUCAGAAGAUGCUAGAGGGAAAAGCUAGGCAACUGGAUGGACUGGAGGACAAAAUGAAGGCCAUCCUUAAUGACAUCAACAAGCAGAUUCAAAUCUACAACACCUGCCAGUAACUGAACAGAACUGAGAGAGAAAACGGGGAAGAACAGAAUUACAGUCAUGCACUGUGCUACCAUCUGUAAACUCUGCCCUCCAGUAGAGUGUGAGAGAACUGCAAGCAAAAAAUCUACAGUUAUUAGGGUGCAGCACAGACAUGGGCAAUUCUAAACCCUGAGAAUCAGUUACACAAAUUUUACAGUCCCAGUAAUGACACUAUCCAGGAAAAAAUGCUGACACAGGGGUGUCCAACAUGUGCAUAAGUACUUCAUGUGACCUGUCAUUUCACAUUGUGCAAGAACAUUUUGUGAAAUUAAAAUCAACUAUUUUACCAUAAAUUCUAUACAUUCUAUUGAAUCACAUAAUAAAAGUUACAAACACACUGAAACAUACACCAAACCUAAAUAAUAUAAAAUAAAAUAUAAUAUUUCAGUUUAGACAUUUAAGAUUCAUUAUGUCACUUACUACAUUUUUUACAUGUGGACCAAGUAGGCCCUUGGACCAGUUCACAAAAAUGAUUGUGGCCCCUGGUCAAAAAACAUUUGGACACCCCUGCUACAACAUUAGGGUAAAAAUAUUCACAGGCUUGACACAAUUUAAAAGUUUAAACAGUUAAUAGAUUGUAAUUAAUCUAUUUCGUUGUCCUUUAAUGCCUUGGUGAAACAUGGACAAAGUCAGUUACAGAAAAAACAAUAUAAAUAAUGGUUUGUUGUAGAAUUGCAGUUUGGACUUGUUCCGUUAGUACAAAAUACAAAUAUAUGCCAUAUUUUUAUUUUGUGUGAUAUUACAAAAUGUGCAGAAGCAGGAACUGUAUGACAAGUUUUGUUGAAAGACGACACUGAUGUGAUGUUCUAUCUCAUUGACCUUUUCUGGCAAACUGUUACACUUAGAUGGACCAAGGUACUAGACUUCAGGUGAGGUGUACCUUAUCAAUUCCAAAACCACGAUAAGACGCAAAAAGGUUGAAAUGCUGGACAUUAAACAUAAUUUCUUAUCAAUUGCAGUUCUGGAAUAGAUUUAUGAAGUUCCUGAGGGGGAAAAAAAAUGCAGAUUUCACAAAAGUGGUCUGUGCAGGAAAUAACAAUGAUGGAAAUUAAAAAUGGAAAACAAAUUACUUCUGUGAAGGAAAGCUAACAAACAGUAUUUGCAUGCAUCUGUGCAUGCAAGUGUGUCUGUGUAUGCAUGUGCAUAAAAUUAAAUGUUAUAUCCAACACAUGACAUCCAUGUGCUAAAGAUUUGGUCUCUAUGUCUAACAAAUGAUGGUCAUAUUUCUUCUAGACAGGUUAUUUUGUGUGGCCUAUUCAACUGCACAGUUGCUGCUUUUGCAAGCUAUGCUUGUUUUUCACCCACUUAUGGGUAUUGUAUUCUGUUUCAAGCAAUAAAGUCU
Scleropages formosus (Asian bonytongue) is the source of this 6851-nucleotide messenger RNA. RefSeq names its product laminin, beta 2 (laminin S) (gene lamb2). Gene Ontology annotation, biological process: basement membrane assembly; tissue development; cell migration. The transcript is spliced from 34 exons. Bases 97 to 5481 code for a protein of 1794 amino acids. Lineage: Eukaryota; Metazoa; Chordata; Actinopteri; Osteoglossiformes; Osteoglossidae. Gene Ontology annotation, cellular component: laminin trimer. The record is from RefSeq and is a predicted model, not a curated record.